Molecule: messenger RNA, 3771 nt
Organism: Prorocentrum cordatum
Lineage: Eukaryota; Dinophyceae; Prorocentrales; Prorocentraceae
Source: the annotation of a GenBank genome assembly
AGAGCCCGCCCCUCCUGACGAGCAGCGAGGGCGGGCGCGCCGGAGCGCCGCGCGGGAGCCGCUCGCUCGGGCCGCCAGAGGCGCCCCCCUCUGCGCGCGGCCCCCGUCGCGGGGCGCCGCCCCCUCCGACGCCGCGCGCAAGCCCGGCAGAUGGCGGGGCGCCCGGCGCUGGGCGGCGAGGAGGUCGCGCGGCCGCAGUCGCCGCGCUCCGACGCGGCGGGCCAGGACGAGUUCGCGGAGGCCAGCGCUCCCGGAUUGAGCUUGAGCGGUCGGUCCAUUGGCCGCCCGCGCGAUGCGGCCACAUCAUUCUUCCACGACGUAUGGUACGACCUCACGGGGCGCAUCUCCGGCUGGGAAGACUCGCAGAUCAAGUGCUUCGAGGAGAUCAAGGGCAUGGUGGUGGACGCCUCGAAGGAGCAGCAGUCGCUGAUGGAGGCCUCGGGCCAGCGCCAGGAGGAGCUGACCCGGCAGCUGGGCGACGUCGCGAGGGACAUCGCGAGGCACCACGCGCUCGUGUCUGAGAUCCUUCUGCGGCGCGCCGCCCACGAGGAGCCCGGGGGCAGCAAGCAGACGGAGACGGCGUCGCAGGCGACCAUGACCUCUGCCCGGCUCGGGGCCGGAGCGCCCGGUGACGACAGCGCGGUGACCGGAGAGGCGCCGUCGAUGCCGCCUCUCCGGCUCAGUGCGGAGGCGCUCGUCGGCAGCCGUGCGGCGACUGCGGAGACGGCGUUGCGGGUGACCCCCACGCCUGCCCAGCCCGCAGGGGGAGGAGCGCACCACGGCAGCGGCGCGGCACGGGUGCGCGGGGGCGUCUCGCCACCAGCCGUCACUUCGGCGGUGCUUGGCAAGAAUGCCAGGCGGGGAUUCGGUUUGCAGGGCGAGGAUCACCAGUGCGUCAGCGAGGCCACGACCGAGCGGGUUGAUCAGCGAGUUGAUCAGCGCCGCCCCAAGCUGCGUCGCAGGUCGUCGUGGAACUCUUUGGAGGAGCUCAAUUCCGUUACCCGUUGUGCAUCAGAGUCGGUCGCGAGAACCAAGGAAGUGUUGGCAGAAGUAUAUUACUCGGCAUACAUGAGCAUCAGCGAGCCUGAGCGCACGGGCUUCCUCGCGGCCCUGGAGCGGAAGUCGACCUAUUUUUUCAAUCUUGUCAUAUUCAUAAACACGUGUUGGAUGACAUGGUUUGUGAACCAUCGGGCGCAGAAUCCAGACGACGAUCUUCCGUGGAUGUUUCCUAUCGAGAACGUGUUCUUGACAAUCUACCUGGUAGAACUUGUCCUGCGGAUAGCUGUCCACAGGCUUUAUUUUUUCUGCAACGACGAAGCUGGCUGGAAUUGGUUAGAUUUUGUGAUUGUUUUGGUCGACUUCGUGGAGACGCUUCUGGCAGCGGGGACCUCCCGGGGGCUCGGCUUCGUGCGCGUCCUCAGGACUCUGAAGGUCACCAGGGUGUUCCGCGUUUUCCGGCUCGUUCACUUUCUGAAGGAGUUGCGCCUCAUUUGGGAUUGUUUGAUUGGAUCUUGCCGCUCACUCUUCUGGAGUGUCGCUAUGAUGAUGUUGAUUAUGUACAUGUUCUCUAUUGUCUUCGUGCAGGGUGCGACGACGUACCUGCAGGAACAUGUCGAAACCGACGGUCCUGCUCUGCGUGGUGAUGGUUAUCACGGGAUGGAUAGCAGGGAAAUCCUCAUCGCUAAGUUCGGUUCGAUGAGUAGUUCUGUCCUCAGUCUUUUCGCAGCUGUGACUGGCGGGAAUGAUUGGAUAGAGCUGUACCACGCGAUCUCACCUGCCGGAGAUUCGUAUUCGUACCUAUUCCUAUUCUUCGUUGCGUUCUGCCAGAUCAGCUUGCUCAACAUCCAACUGCCUUCGAACGCUUUGGUGCUUGCUCAGCCCACCGCAGAACAGAAGGCCGUGCAAAAACACAACGAUGAGAUUACCUUGACGAAAGAUCUCCACAAGUUGGUCUCACCCUUCGACUCGCUGGGUUCUGGCCGCAUCUCCGUGGACAAGUUCUUCGCCGAGGUGGUUGGUACCCCUUUGCAUUUUUACUUGCACUCGAUUGACGUCAGCGUGAGGGAGCUCAAAGCCUUUUGCGAGUUCAUUGGUGCAGACAAGCGGGGCACGAUCAGCGUCACCUCACUCGUCCACGGGUGCACCCUGGUGCGAGGCAACGCCCGCAACCUGGACAUGCAGCGAGUCCUGCUGGACGUUAAGCGCAUGCGGCGGGAGCAGGCCGCCCUGACCCGAGCUCUGAACGUGAACGUUGCAGCGAAGCUCGAGGACAGCAACAGCACGGACUCGCACCCAGAAACGCCCAGGUCGCUGCAGUCGGAGGAUUGCUGAGCAGAGCGAACACGCUGCUCCCCCCGCUGCGUCCAUGCACGUUUUUGUCUCACUGUGUGGUCCAGCAGGCAAGGCGUCCAGGUACAGUGUAAUUCGCGGCGUGGGUAAUUGAGCCCGCAGCAUGUGCUUAGUUGCACAGAGGACUGUUGCGGAUCCCCUGCGGGCAACAUGGUGUGAUUUCGACUCUGUAGAUCUCUCUCAAUGUGCCUCGUGACGGAAGCGUCAAGAAUUCUACAUUUAAUGCAGAUUGGGGCUACGGCCCACCUUUCAUCGCCAAUAUAGCGGAUAUCCCAUGGUGGUUGGAUGGCCCAGCCGACCACACCACUUUCUCACGAUGCGGGCUGCAGGAGGCGGAGGGCUGGCGCAGAGGAGAGAGUGCGGGCGUGCAGCGCGCUCAGGCUUGCGGUCUCUAGCAUUCGACCGCGCGGCACGUCAGGGAGCUCUGGUCUCUCGCUGGCAGGUCCGCGGGGCCACUGGCCCGAGCGGCUUUGUGGCGGAACACCCGAAUCGCAUUCCCCCCCGUUGCCUUUUUGAGACGCCCGUGCUGCUAAGCACGGGACGUUUAUUCGCUUCAGGUGGACCACUUUACUGUGCUGGGCAUGCUUAUGUCUUUCAAUGUAUCAUCUCCACGCCUGCCCACCUGUUCACAAGCGAUUGUUGUCUCAUUUCGACCCAAGUACACUUGUGCGCGCAUUCGCGCACCAUUACAUUAAACGUUCCUAGCCCCGAUGGGGGGCGAAUAAACCAGGUCCUGUGAACAUCUCAGGGCCCGGGGCGCCACCUCAUUUUCGAAGCUAUCCAGUAUGUUUUGCGCUGCGGGUGCUGAGUUCUCUCAAUAUAGUUAUCGAGAAAGUGCAUGUCGCCGGCCGUGAGGCGUGCCUACCAGUCGACCUGAACCCUGGUCGUUUUGCAUGGCUGACUUCAAUUGCGGCAGAGCGUUUGCCGUGUGUUCGCGGCCGCGCCUUUUUGUGCACUUGCAGGCUUCACAAACUGAACGCCUCUGGUUCAUCGUAGGCAGCUGUCCUGACUGACGUCCAAGACUCCUUCCUUGCUUACUCCCUGAUCUACCCUCAUUUCGUCCACCUGCGCCCCCCUACCCCUGCCCAGAGUGGCCGUGUCAAGAAAUCCAGGGGAAUUCUCUCGUCGAAGCCGAGCCGCCCCAGGGUAACCCAGGAGAGCGCGCAGGGGGCAAUGCAAGGUCCUUUACAUUUACUGCGCAUCGUCAGUUAUUAAUUUGCUUCACCAGGCUGGGUGAACCCACGGUGCAUUCGAGAGUUUCUUUCAAUUAUUGUUAUUCCUGCACGUGCUUCGGCAGCCGGCGACAGCGCGUACAUUCUGUUUCAUAGCAGCGCAGUCUAGAUUUGCCCCCAGUGGAUCCUGUUUCAGGACAGUUUUCCAGAACACCAAAAACAUGUCAUUCGUUGACGCCCAUCGUUGUCA